AUGUCGAUGGACAGAGCCAGCAUUAGACAACGUCGUCAGCAGUUUGAGGCGCAAUUUCAAGCACUUUCACAAGAGCUGAGCGAUGUUGCGGCAUCGCAAAGUUCAAACAAAACCAGCGUAUCAAACCAUGCGCAAGUCGUUUGGAGAAUGCAAUACCAAGUCGGGAUUUUGUGCGCAAAAUACAACGAAUUCCGAUUAGCACAAAAGUACUUUCAGCAACUUUUGACGAGCCUAAGCGAAGAAACAUCUGACGAUUUGGCAGAACUGAAAGCGAAUACACUAAAUUGGCUGGCCGUCAUGCAUUUUCGAGUUGGGAGUGAAAACGAAGCUAUGGACCGUUUGCUUCAGGCUACAAAGUGCUCACAAAAAGAAACAACGAAUUCGAUUAACAAGUUUGUGACGGCAAACUAUGCCCUCUUCUUGUAUUCAAAAGGCAAUAUCGUUGACGCUGAGCUCGCUGCACAAUCAGUAAUAAAAGAACUUGAAGCAAAUCCGAGCGAAGACUCUGAUAAUGAUAGAAGAGCUCGAAGCACGGUGUCCAUGCUAUUAUCGAGUAUUUCGAAGACUCGAGGUGAAUUUGAACAAGCUUUAACUUUCGCCGAGUUGGCGGUAUCUCUUGCGGAUUGUGUAAAGGACCCACAUCUUAUAUCACGAGCGCACAACAAUCUUGGUAUCUAUUACCUGGAGAAGAGGGAAUGGCAGCGGGCCUAUUGUUUAUUUUUAAGCGCUUGUCGUGCUACACAGCAGAUUAGUGACUUUAAACAACAAGCGAUUGUCAAGUAUCAUCUUGGUCUUGUGUUGUCAUAUCUGGGCCAAAAUUGGGCGGGAAACGUAGGAUCUUCUGACGAUAAGGAAGACAAAUGUGAGGAAAGGAUUCCAAUCCAGGCAGAUUCAUUUGCGGACGUUGAGACCUUGGAGUAUGAUCAUAUCGAGACCAAAUCGACCAUAGAAACUUUGGGACCAAAAGCUUUAUUCCUAGAAAGUGAAAAUCUUGUCAGGGCUCUACCCGAGCAAGACCAUAUACUUCAUGUGCUUUUGCAGUGUUGUCGCGGUGAAGAAGAAUAUUAUGGAGGCGAUUUUCACACUGCUGAAGCUGAGUUUUCAAUCGCAACGAAGCAGUUAAAAGAGCUUUCGGGAAUCAAUCGAGGGCAAGGCCAGAGUCUUAGUACCUUAUUUACGGAUAGUUUGGAUCUAAAUCCAAGUUUCAAAUUCCAAGUAAAAGCUAAUAGUGAAGCAGAGAAUGCAAAGGUUCAAGGUCGAUUACUCAGCUACAUUGGUUGCACACAAUUAGUCGAGGGUAAGUUCGCACUUGCUGAGGAAUCUCACAAACAAGACUUGGCAUGUGCACUUGAUCGAGAAGACCUCGAUGCUCAGCACCGUGCUUUACGGAAUUUGGCAGUUGUGUACAGCCAAACUCAGCGAUAUGCAGAAGCGAUUUGUCUUUGGCGCGAAAUACUCGAAUUAUCUGUGGUGCUAGAUUCAAAAGAGGAUCGACUUAUAGCGUACUCAGGAUUGGGUUCUACCCAUUGUAGCUUCCUUACAUCAGAAACACCAACAGCAAUUGCAGCAGCAGAAAAGAACCAAACCUUUGGACCGUUAAAUCCACUUCAGGUUUUGAAAAAGCAACGUGCACUUGCUCUUCAAAUGGGUGAUCUUCAUCAGCAGAUUCUAGCUCAGCAACAAAUUGUUCGUGCAUAUGAAAGUCAUAUUAUAAAAGCGUCAAACGAGAGUGAGGAUAAAAAGGUACUUGAUUGCCGGUUAUCAGAAUGCAAAGCUUUUGUACGGCUGUGCGAGAAGUCUGAGGACUGGCAUUAUCGUGCUGACGCGUAUCGAUCUUUAGCUAACGCCUUAACGUCGCAAAUAUGCAACCUUCGCGCUCGAGCAAAGGGAAAAGAUGAGUCGGUGCAACAUGCCAUAGACAAGCUUGUUCAGAAGCGAAAUAGUAAUUGCACCAGGUACCAGGAGGCUGUUGUUGCCUACUCAUCUACAGAAUCGUCAGCGUCUUCGGACGAAAAUGAAAAGGAAAGUGAAGAUGAAAUUCAAGCGACAAAUUUUAGUCAUAAUCAGCAAAUAGUUCGACCAUCGCUUUCACGGCUCGAGAUACUACAGCGCUACUAA
Plasmopara halstedii is the source of this 2118-nucleotide messenger RNA. RefSeq names its product Tetratricopeptide-like helical. Gene Ontology annotation, molecular function: protein binding. NCBI's taxonomy places the organism in Eukaryota, Oomycota, Peronosporomycetes, Peronosporales, Peronosporaceae. Bases 1 to 2118 code for a protein of 705 amino acids. The record is from RefSeq and is a predicted model, not a curated record. The transcript is spliced from 2 exons.